Molecule: messenger RNA, 947 nt
Organism: Eutrema salsugineum
Lineage: Eukaryota; Viridiplantae; Streptophyta; Magnoliopsida; Brassicales; Brassicaceae
Exons: 4
Coding region: 300-809 (169 amino acids)
Source: RefSeq, a predicted model, not a curated record
AAUUUAUGUUCAUUAAAAUCGUGGGCCUGUAGCAUAUUCUGCUGGGCCAAUUAGUGGGCCUUUACAAUAUUAAUAGUUAUCUGAUUUAUAAAAAGUCACCGAUUUAAAAAUUCGGUAUUAGGCGGAAAAAAUUGGUUAUCCGCCAAAGCUGACUAUCUAGUUUACCUCGGAUCCGCGACUAAUUGGCCGAUUAAUUGUCUAGGCGGGUGAUUCUUCGAACUUGUCUAGGCGGGUGAUUCUUCGAACUCAGAGUUCAACUGUUCCUAGCCUUGUUGAUUGUCGGAAUCGGGUAGACCAAGAUGGAGCUGGAUCCAAAGAAGUAUGUUGAGCUAUUGGAAAAAAUUGAAGCUGAAGCUGAUGAGGUUCUACUAGCUAAAUAUCAGAUGGUGGAGAAUGACAGGGAGAGGAAUACUAACAGAGAGGCUCUUACAGCACUUAGGAAGAAAGCUCAGACAACAAAGACUAGUGUUCCUUCUCCUUUUGAUUCUAUGAUGAAAGAUGUCCGUGAGAGCUCAACAGAACAACCUGUGGUCAAAGAAGUUUGCUCGACAUGUGGAUCACAUGGCUCUAGUGAACCCACAUGGAUGAUUCUCCCAGGAGCUGAUCUUUUCGCUGCAGUUCCGUUUCAUGUUGUGCAUACAAUGCUAGAGAAAGAUGGAAAGAAAAUGGAGUUUGAAGCAACGAAAUUGCAGAGCUUAAUGAAGGAAAAAACUCUUUGCUUAUCGGAACUUAAGGCUCUUGGUGAUAGUAUUCCUCCAGGCAUUAUCAGAUCGUUGGUCACGUUAGAGGACAAACCUAAAGUUAAGUAGAACAAUGCUGGUUUUGUCAUUAACGGCGUUAUCCAUUUGUGAUGUUGAUGGAUUCGUUAAAGUUAUUAUUGUAUUCUUAAUUUAAUCAACAAGAUUUCCUUGUUUAUUUUUGAUGAAUGAUAUUUUAUUGUUAGAGGA